CGGCAGCCAUUUUAGUAGAAUUAAAUCUGGGAUUCAAAAAAGUGUCCGCCUGGCAAUGGAAGCAACAUUAGUGUUGUUUCUCGAGCAUGAACGAAUAAUUUAUAAGCUCCGAUCUCUCCAACGGCGGCCGAACGCGCAAGACGGACGGAAGGUGCAUGACGCAUGACAGCAUAAGGUUGGAGUGACCUACCGGAAAAGGAAGUUUUGGGGGGUCAAAAUGAGCGCUGAUAUGAUGAAAGAUCAAUCAAAUUGUCGAGAGCUUCACUAAGGCAUCCCAGAUAGGGACCGGGAGUGGUGCUGGGGCGAUGGAGAUCGACGACGAGAGUCUCCUUGCUCAACGAAAGAAGGUUUGCCCCUUCUACGAGAUCCUUUUACCUGUCCUUGGCGACAGGGCCUCCGUCACUGCCCACCACGCCUCUUCGACCCUCCACGCCUCUCUCAAUCGUCCCGACAGAGAUCUCGCUGCUCUCGAUGGUUUGAUAGAGCGCCAAAGGGGCGAAAUGGCUGCUGAUGACUCGGAAGAUGAGUUGUCAGGAGAGGAUGGUGGUCUCUUUGGGGACGGUGCAGGUGAGGCUAGCGAGACCGAGUCAGAGGCAGAUGCUCCAAUCAUUGCAGCUAUCCGCAGGGAGAGCCGCUCUUCGUCUCAACCUGCACGGUCCUCAUCUGUGCUGGGCUCAGUGUCUACACCAAUCCGAGCCCAAACCCAGAGCCAGACAGCAUCCAUAAGGUCUUCCAGGGCAAAGGCUGUCUCGGCAGAUGACAAGAUGGAUGAGCUGGUCAUGAGGCAGGAGGGCAACGACGAUCGGCGGCAUCAGGAGCUAUUGGCCAUUCAAGAACGGAAAAUCUCCGUGCAGGAGAAACAUCAUGCAGACAUGGUGAAUAUCGCGCAGGAGAAUAUGACGAUAGCACGGGAGAAUGCGGCGACAGAAAAGAUGAAGAUGUUGGCGGAGAGCUGGAACAGGAAGAUGGAGAUGCUGAUGAGGUCUGGGAAAAGUUGGGAGGAGGCGAAAGUUAUGGUGGGGCCUGAGCCUGGAGCUCCCUCUCUAUAAUUAUGAUAUGCAUUCUCAGUCGUCUCU
Messenger RNA from Cryptococcus deneoformans JEC21, 1076 nucleotides. RefSeq lists its product as hypothetical. The transcript is spliced from 2 exons. The record is from RefSeq and is a predicted model, not a curated record. The coding region runs from base 306 to 1049 and encodes 247 amino acids. NCBI's taxonomy places the organism in Eukaryota, Fungi, Basidiomycota, Tremellomycetes, Tremellales, Cryptococcaceae.